Ceratotherium simum simum (southern white rhinoceros) is the source of this 11430-nucleotide messenger RNA. It is a transcript of the gene LAMA5, whose product is annotated as laminin subunit alpha 5. Gene Ontology annotation, biological process: animal organ morphogenesis; regulation of embryonic development; regulation of cell migration. Gene Ontology annotation, molecular function: signaling receptor binding. The record is from RefSeq and is a predicted model, not a curated record. Lineage: Eukaryota; Metazoa; Chordata; Mammalia; Perissodactyla; Rhinocerotidae.
AUGACGAGGCCUGAGUGUGGAGCGAGUGGGCGCCCUGUGCAGCUGCUUCCCCGAGAGGCCCCGAGUUUAUGGCUCAGGCUGAGUCAGCCCGGGGGACCCAAGCGUCCAGGCUCCCCAGCAGCGGCCGCUCGGGACGCUGGCCCGGUCCUGGGACUGCGGAUACGGACGCGCUGGGCGGUUGACCGGGCAGAUGCCGGGGCUGGACCCGGGGCGAGCGUGCCGGACUCCGGCCGCUGCGCGUGCGCCCGGGCCGCCGGGGGCGCUCGGCCGCCGCGAGCGGGCGACGGCUUCAGCCUGCACCCGCCCUACUUCAACCUGGCCGAGGGCGCCCGCAUCACCGCCUCGGCCACCUGCGGCGAGGAGGCCCCGGCGCGAGGCGCCCCACGCCCCACCGAGGACCUCUACUGCAAGCUGGUGGGGGGCCCCGUGGCCGGCGGAGACCCCAACCAGACCAUCCAGGGCCAGUACUGUGACAUCUGCACGGCCGCGAACAGCAACAGGGCACACCCUGUGAGCAACGCCAUCGAUGGUACAGAACGCUGGUGGCAGAGCCCGCCACUGUCCCGUGGCCUGGAGUACAAUGAGGUCAACGUCACCCUGGACCUGGGCCAGGUUUUCCACGUGGCGUACGUGCUCAUCAAGUUUGCCAACUCCCCUCGGCCGGACCUCUGGGUGCUGGAGCGGUCCACAGACUUCGGCCACACCUACCAGCCGUGGCAGUUCUUUGCCUCCUCCAAGAGGGACUGCCUUGAGCGAUUCGGGCCGCGGACGCUGGAGCGCGUCACGCGGGACGACGAUGUGGUCUGCACCACGGAGUACUCUCGGAUAGUGCCCCUGGAGAACGGCGAGAUCGUGGUGUCCCUGGUGAAUGGGCGCCCCGGGGCCGCGAACUUCUCCUCCUCACCCCUGCUGCGCGACUUCACCAAAGCCACCAACAUCCGCCUGCGUUUCCUGCGCACCAACACGCUGCUGGGCCACCUCAUGGGCAAGGCGCUGCGGGACCCCACCGUCACCCGCCGGUACUAUUACAGCAUCAAGGAUAUCAGCAUUGGCGGCCGCUGUGUCUGCCACGGCCACGCGGAUGUCUGUGAUGCCAAAGACCCCACAGACCCCUUCAGGCUGCAGUGCGCCUGCCAGCACAACACGUGCGGGGGCUCCUGUGACCGCUGCUGCCCCGGCUUCAACCAGCAGCCGUGGAAGCCCGCAACCACCGACAGUGCCAACGAGUGCCAGUCCUGUAACUGCCACGGCCACGCCCACGACUGCUACUACGACCCUGAGGUGGCCCAGCGCAAUGCCAGCCAGAACCAGGACAACGUCUACCAGGGUGGGGGUGUGUGCAUCGACUGCCAGCAUCACACCACCGGCAUCAACUGUGAACGCUGCCUGCCCGGCUUCUACCGCGCCUCAGACCACCCCCUCGACUCGCCCUAUGCCUGCCGCCGCUGCAACUGCGAGUCGGACUUCACCGACGGGACGUGCGAGGACCUGACCGGCCGCUGCUACUGCCGGCCAAACUUCACGGGGGAGCGGUGCGACGCGUGCGCCGAGGGCUUCACGGGCUUCCCGCGCUGCUACCCGGUGCCCUCCUUCCCCAACGACACCGGGGAGCAGGUGCUGCCAGCCGGACAGAUCGUGAACUGUGACUGCAGUGCCGCCGGGACCCAGGGCAACGCCUGCCGGAAGGACCCGCGGGUGGGGCGCUGCGUGUGCAAACCCAACUUCCAGGGCAGCCACUGCGAGCUCUGCGCCCCAGGGUUCUACGGCCCAGGCUGCCAACCAUGCCAGUGUUCCAGCCCCGGAGUGGUGGAUGGUGACUGUGACCAUGACUCAGGCCAGUGCAAGUGCCGGGCAGGCUUUGAGGGGGCUGCGUGUGACCGCUGUGCCCCUGGCUACUUCCACUUCCCACUCUGCCAGUUGUGCGGCUGCAGCCCUGCAGGGACCCUCCCCGAGGGCUGCGAUGAGGCUGGCCACUGCCUGUGCCGACCUGAGUUUGAUGGCCCUCACUGUGACCGCUGCCGCCCCGGCUACCACGGCUACCCCAACUGCCAAGCCUGUACCUGUGACCCCCGGGGUACCCUGGACCAGCUCUGCGGGACGGGCGGGGUGUGCCGCUGCCGCCCUGGCUACACAGGUGCCACCUGCCAGGAGUGCAGCCCCGGCUUCCAUGGCUUCCCUGACUGUGCCCCCUGCCACUGCUCCGCCGAUGGCUCCCUGCACGCGGCCUGCGACCCUCGCAGCGGGCAGUGCAGCUGCCGGCCCCACGUGACGGGGCUGCGGUGUGACAUGUGUGUGCCUGGUGCCUACAACUUCCCCUACUGCGAAGCUGGCUCCUGCCACCCUGCCGGCCUGGCCCCGGCCGAUCGCACCCUUCCUGAGGCCCCCUGUACAUGCCGGGCUCACGUGGAGGGGCCAAGCUGUGAUCGCUGUAAACCUGGGUUCUGGGGGCUGAGUCCCAGCAACCCUGAAGGCUGCACCCGCUGUAGCUGUGACCUCAGGGGCACGUUGGGUGGAGUUGCUGAGUGCCAGCUGGGCAGUGGCCAUUGCUUUUGCAAGCCCCAUGUGUGCGGCCAGACCUGCGCAGCCUGCAAAGACGGCUUCUUCGGGCUGGACCAGGCUGACUACUUCGGCUGCCGCAGCUGCCGGUGCGACGUUGGCGGUGCGCUGGGCCAGGGCUGUGAACCGAGGACGGGUGCCUGCCGGUGCCGCCCCAACACCCAGGGCCUCACCUGCAGCGAGCCAGCGCAGGACCACUACCUCCCCGACCUGCACCACCUGCGCCUGGAGCUGGAGGAGGCGGCCACGCCCGAGGGCCACGCCGUGCGCUUGGGCUUCAACCCCCUGGAGUUCGAGAACUUCAGCUGGAGGGGCUACGCGCAAAUGACACCCAUUCAGCCCAGGAUCGUGGCGAGGCUGAACGUGACCUCCCCUGACCUCUUCCGGCUGGUCUUCCGAUACGUCAACCGUGGGCCCACUAGUGUGAGCGGGCAGGUCUCUGUGCGAGAGGAGGGCAAGCUUGCCACCUGUGUCAACUGCACAGAGCAGAGCCAGCCUGUGGCCUUCCCGCCCAGCACGGAGCCCGCCUUCGUCACUGUGCCCCAGAGAGGCCUCGGGGAGCCCUUCGUGCUGAACCCUGGCACCUGGGCCCUUCUCGUGGAGGCCACAGGGGUGCUCCUGGACUACGUGGUCCUGCUGCCCAGCGCCUACUACGAGGCCGCCCUCCUGCAGCUGCGGGUGACCGAGGCUUGCAUGUUCCGGCCCACCGCCCAGCGCGCCGGGGAGAGCUGCCUCCUCUACACUCACCUGCCCCUGAACGGCUUCCCCUCUGCCACUGGGCCCGAAGCCCUGUGUCGCCAUGACAACAGCCUACCCCGGCCCUGCCCCCUGGAGCAGCUCAGCCCCUCGCACCCGCUGCUGGCCGCCUGCCUGGGCAGUGACGUGGACGUCCAGCUGCAGGUUGUGGUGCCGCAGCCGGGCGGCUAUGCCCUGGUAGUGGAGUACGCCAACGAGGAUGCCCGCCAGGAGGUGGGCGUGGCCGUGCACACUCCCCAGCGGGCCCCGCAGCAGGGGGCACUCACCCUCCACCCCUGUCCAUACAGUGCCCUGUGCCGAGGCGCCGUCCUGGAUGCCCAGCACCACCUGGCGGUCUUCCACCUGGACAGAGAGGCCAGCGUCCGGCUCACGGCCGAGCAGGCGCGCUUCUUCCUGCACAGCAUCACCCUGGUGCCUGUGGGCACGUUCAGCUCGGAGUUCCUGGAGCCCCGGGUCCACUGCAUCAGCAGCCACGGUGCCUUCAGCCCCAGCAGUGCCGCCUGCCUGCCCUCCCGCUUCCCGAAGCCGCCCCAGCCCAUCAUCCUCAGGGACUGCCAGGUGCUCCCGCUGCCGCCCGGCCUCCCACUGACCCGCUCGCAGGAGCUCACGCCGGGCGCACCCCCAUCCGGGCCCCAGCCUCGGCCCCCCACCGCCGUGGACCCCGAUGUGGAGCCCACCCUGCUGCGCCACCCCCAGGGCACGGUGGUCUUCACCACCCACGUGCCUGCCCUGGGCCGCUAUGCCUUCCUGCUGCACGGCUACCAACCGGUCCACCCCACCUUCGCUGUGGAGGUCCUCAUCAAUGGGGGCCGCAUCUGGCAGGGCCAUGCCAACGCCAGCUUCUGCCCACACGGCUAUGGCUGCCGUACCCUGGUGGUGUGUGAAGGCCAGACGAUCCUGGACGUGACCGACAGCGAGCUCACUGUGACCGUGCGCGUGCCCGAUGGCCGGUGGCUCUGGCUGGAGUACGUGCUGGUGGUCCCUGAGGACGCCUACAGCUCCAGCUAUCUCCGGGAGGAGCCCCUGGACAAAUCUUACGACUUCAUCAGCCACUGCUCCAUCCACGGUUACCAUGUCAGCCCCAGCAGCUCAUCCCCGUUCUGCCGCGAUGCCGCCACCUCUCUCUCCCUCUUCUAUAACAACGGGGCUCGGCCGUGCGGCUGCCAUGAUGUGGGUGCCACAAGUCCCACAUGUGAGCCCUUCGGAGGCCAGUGUCCCUGCCGCGCUCAUGUCAUCGGCCGCGACUGCUCCCGCUGCGCCACCGGCUACUGGGGCUUCCCCAACUGCAGGCCCUGCGACUGUAGCGGCCGCCUCUGUGAUGAGCUCACGGGCCAGUGCAUCUGCCCUCCACGCACCGUCCCGCCUGACUGCAUCGUCUGCCAGCCCCAGACCUUUGGCUGCCACCCCUUGGUCGGGUGUGAGGAGUGUAACUGCUCGGGCCCCGGUGUCCAGGAGCUCACAGACCCCACCUGUGACAUGGACAGCGGCCAGUGCAAGUGCAGACCCAACGUGGCCGGGCGCCGCUGUGAUGCUUGCGCCCCGGGCUUCCACGGCUACCCCGCCUGCCGCCCCUGCAACUGCCACCAAGCAGGCUCUGCCCCCGGCGUGUGCGACCCCCUCACAGGCCAGUGCUACUGCAAGGAGAACGUGCAGGGCCCGCGGUGCGACCAGUGCCGCCUUGGGACCUUCUCCCUCGACGCCGCCAACCCUAAAGGCUGCACCCGCUGCUUCUGCUUCGGGGCCACGGAGCGCUGCAGGAGCUCGGCCCAUGGCCGCCGGGAGUUCGUGGACAUGGAGGGCUGGACGCUGCUGAGCACUGACCGGCAGGCGGUGCCCCACGAGCUGCGGGCAGAGGCGGAGCUGCUCCAUGCAGACCUGCGGCAUGUGCCCGAGGCCUUCCCGGAGCUGUACUGGCAGGCCCCGCCCUCCUACCUGGGGGACCGGGUGUCGUCCUAUGGCGGGACCCUCCGCUACGAAGUGCACUCGGAGACCCAGCGGGGGGACGUGUUCAUCCCCACAGAGAGCAGGCCAGACGUGAUGCUGCAGGGCAACCAGAUGAGCAUCACGUUCCUGGAGCCGGUGUACCCGGCACCUGGCCAUGUGCACCGUGGGCAGCUUCAGCUGGUGGAGGGGAACUUCCGGCACACGGAGACCCACAGCGCCGUGUCCCGCGAGGAGCUCAUGAUGGUGCUGGCCGGCCUGGAGCAGCUGCAGAUCCGCGCCCUCUUCUCGCAGAUCUCCUCGGCCGUCUCCCUGCGCAGGGUGGCGCUGGAGGUGGCCAGUGAGGUGGGCGGGGGGCCUCCGGCCAGCAAUGUGGAGCUGUGCAUGUGCCCUGCCAACUACCGCGGGGACUCCUGCCAGGAAUGUGCCCCUGGCUAUUACCGGGACAUCAAAGGUCUCUUCUUGGGUCGCUGCGUGCCCUGUCAGUGCCAUGGCCACUCAGACCGCUGCCUUCCUGGCUCGGGCGUCUGUGUGGGCUGCCAGCAUAACACCGAAGGUGACCACUGUGAGCACUGCCUGCCCGGCUUCGUGCGCAGUGGGUCUGAGGAUCCCGCGGCCCCCUGUGUCAGCUGCCCCUGUCCGCUCUCAGUGCCUUCCAACAACUUUGCCGUGGGCUGUGCCCUUCGAGGUGGCCGCACCCAGUGUCUCUGCAAACCCGGCUACGCGGGGGUCUCUUGCGAGCGGUGCGCGCCCGGCUUCUUCGGGAACCCGCUGGUGCUGGGCAGCUCAUGCCAGCCCUGCGACUGCAGCGGCAACGGCGACCCCAACAUGCUCUUCAGUGACUGCGACCCCCUGACAGGCGCCUGCCGCGGCUGCCUGCGCCACACCACCGGCCCCCGCUGCGAGAGCUGCGCCCCCGGCUUCUAUGGCAAUGCCCUGCUGCCCGGCAACUGCACCCGGUGUGACUGCUCCCCAUGUGGAACUGAGGCCUGUGACCCCCACAGCGGGCAGUGCCUGUGCAAGGCAGGUGUGACAGGGCUGCGCUGUGACCGCUGUCAGGAAGGACACUUUGGCUUCGAGGGCUGUGGGGGCUGCCGGCCAUGCGCCUGUGGACCAGCCGCUGAGAGCUCCGAGUGCCAUCCCCAGAGUGGGCAGUGUCACUGCCGGCCAGGGACUGGGGGACCCCAGUGCCGCGAGUGUGCCCCCGGCCACUGGGGGCUCCCUGAGCAGGGCUGCAGGCGCUGCCAGUGCCGAGGGGGCCACUGUGACCUGCACACGGGCCGCUGCACGUGCCCCCCCGGGCUCAGCGGGGAGCGCUGUGACACCUGCAGCCACCAGCACCAGGUGCCUGUGCCUGGCGGGUCCAGGGGCCACGGUGUCCACUGCGAAGUGUGUGACCACUGUGUGGUCCUGCUCCUGGACGACCUGGUGCGGGCCAGCGCCCUCCUCCCCGCCAUCCGGGAGCAGCUGCGUGGUGUCAGUGCCAGCUCUGUGGCCUGGGCCCGGCUGCACAGGCUGAACGCCUCCAUCGCCGCCUUGCAGAGCCAGCUGCGGAGCCCCUUGGGCCCCCGCCAUGAGACCGCUCAGAGGCUGGAGAUACUGGAGAGACAGAGCUCGAGCCUCGGGCAGGACGCACAGCGGCUGGACGACCAGGCCACAGGAGCGAGAGCCCAGGCCAGCCAGCUGCUGGACAGCACCGAGGCCUCACUGGGCCGGGCGCAGACGCUGCUGGUGGCCAUCCGGGCUGUGGACAGUGCCCUGGGAGAGCUCGAGUCUCAGACGGAUCGCCUGUCACCAGCCAACGCCUCGGCCCCGUCGGGCGAGCAGCUGCGCCGGACAGUAGCCGAGGUGGAGCGGCUGCUCCGAGAGAUGCGGGCGCGUGACCUGGGGGCCCCGCGGGCAGCGGCUGAGGCUGAGCUGGGCGAGGCCCAGAGACUGCUGGCCCGCGUGCAGGAGCAGCUGACCAGCCUCUGGGAGGGGAACCAGGUGCUGGUUGCCCGCACCCGAGAGCAGCUAGCUCAGCACGAGGCCGGCCUCAUGGACCUACGAGAGGCCCUGAACCAGGCAGUGGGCACCACGAGGGAGGCCGAGGAGCUCAACAGCCGCAACCAGGAACGCCUGGAGGAGGCCCUGCAACGGAAACAGGAGCUGUCCCAGGACAAUGCCACUCUGAGAGCUACUCUGCAGGCUGCCAGGGACACCCUGGCCCAGCUCUCUGAGCUCCUGCAUGGCAUGGACCGGGCCAAGGAGGAGUAUGAGCACCUCGCAGCCAGCCUGGACGGGGCCCGGACACCACUGCUUGAGAAGAUGCGGGUCUUCUCCCCGGCGAGCAGCAAAGUGGGUCUGGUGGAGGCCGCCGAGGCCCACGCGUGGCAGCUGGACCAACUGGCGCUCAACUUGUCCAGCAUCAUCCGUGGAGUCAACCAGGACCGCUUCAUCCAGCGGGCCAUCGAGGCCGCCAGCGCCUACAGCAGUAUCCUGCAAGCUGUGGAGGCUGCCGAGGGUGCCGCCGGCCAGGCGCUGCGGCAGUCAAGCCACACGUGGGCGAUGGUGGUGCAGCAGGGCCUGGCGCCCCGUGCCCGGCAGCUGCUGGCCAAUAGCAGCGCCCUGGAGGAGGCUAUCCUCGAGGAGCAGCGGAGGCUGGGCCGCGCGCGGGCCACCCUCCAGGGUACCGGAACCCAGCUCCGUGAUGCCCGGGCCAAAAAGGAGCAGCUAGCAGCCCAAAUCCAGGAGGCACAGGCCAUGCUGGCCAUGGACACGGACGAGACGAGCCAGAAGAUCUCCCACGCCAAGGCUGUGGCCUUUGAAGCCCAGGACACGGCGGCCCGCGUGCAGUCCCGGCUACAGGAGAUGCAGGAAACCCUGGAGCAGUGGCAGGGCCAGUACGGAGGCCUGCAGGGCCAGGACCUGGGCCAGGCGGUGCUCGAUGCAGGCCGCUCAGUGUCCACCCUGGAGAAGACGUUGCCCCAGCUCCUGGCCAAGCUGAGCCUCCUGGAAAACCGCAGGGCGCACAACGCCAGCCUAGCCCUGUCUGCCAGCAUCGGCCGUGUGCGGGAGCUCAUUGCCCAGGCCCGAGGAGCCGCCAGCAAGGUCAAAGUGUCCAUGAAGUUCAACGGACGCUCGGGGGUGCAGCUGCGUGCCCCUCGGGACCUCUCAGACCUCGCCGCCUACACCGCCCUCAAGUUCUACUUACAGAGCCCGGAGCCAGGCCCCGGCCAGGCCGCUGGGGACCACUUUGUGCUGUACAUGGGCAGUCGCCAGGCCGCUGGCGACUACAUGGGUGUGGCUCUGCGUAACCAGAGGGUGCACUGGGUGUACCGCCUCGGGGGGGCCGGCCCUGCGGCCCUCAGCAUCGAUGAGGACAUUGGGGAGCAGUUCGCAGCCAUCAGCAUCGACAGGACCCUCCAGUUUGGCCACAUGUCCGUCACGGUGGAGAAGCAGAUGAUCCAUGAGACCAAGGGUGACACGGUGGCCCCUGGGGCUGAGGGGCUGCUCAGCCUGCAGCCUGACGACUUUGUCUUCUACGUGGGGGGCUAUCCCAGCAACUUCACGCCCCCCGCACCCCUGCGCUUCCCUGGCUACCGGGGCUGCAUUGAGAUGGACACACUCAACGAGGAGGUGCUCAGUCUCUACAACUUCGAGAAGACCUUCCAGCUGGACACGGCUGCGGAUAAGCCCUGUGCCCGCUCCAAGUCAACUGGGGACCCGUGGCUCACGGACGGCUCCUACCUGGACGGUUCUGGCUUCGCCCGCAUCAGCGUGGAGACUCAGAUCAGCCACACCAAACGCUUUGACCAGGAGCUGCGGCUCGUGUCCUCCAGCGGGAUCAUCUUCUUCCUGCAGCACCAGGACCAGUUCCUGUGUCUGGCUGUGAGGGAAGGCAGCCUCCUGCUUCUCUAUGACUUGGGUGCGGGCCUGAAGGAGGCCGUCCCGCUGCAGCCCCCACCACCCCUGACUGCGGCCAGCAAGGCAAUCCAGGUGUUCCUGCUGGGGGGCAUCCGCAAGCGUGUGCUGGUGCGCGUGGAGAGGGCCACCGUGUUCAGUGUGGAGCAGGAGAACAUGCUGGAGCUGGCCGAUGCCUACUACCUGGGGGGUGUGCCGCCCGACCAGCUGCCCCCAAGCCUGCGGCAGCUCUUCCCCUCCGGAGGCUCCAUUCGUGGCUGCAUCAAGGGCAUCAAGGCUCUGGGCAAGUACGUGGAUCUCAAGAGGCUGAACACGACGGGCGUCAGCUCCGGCUGCACCGCUGACCUGCUGGUGGAACGGGCCAUGACUUUCCACGGCCACGGCUUCCUGCCCCUGGCGCUCCCUGAUGUCACGCCCCUCACGGGUGACGUCUACUCUGGCUUUGGCUUCCGCAGCACCAGAGACAGUGGUCUGCUCUACCAUCGAGCGUCCCCGGAUGGGCUGUGCGAGGUGUCCCUGCAGCAGGGUCACGUGACACUCCGGCUUAUGAGGACCGAGGUGAAAACUCAAGGGGGCUUUGCGGACGGUGCCCCCCAUUAUGUAGCUUUCUACAGCAACACCACAGGGGUCUGGCUCUAUGUGGACGACCAGCUUCAGCAAAUGAAGCCCCACCAGGGGCUGCUGCCCCAGCCCCAGCCCCAGCCUGAGGGGCCCCCUCGGCUCCUCCUGGGGGGCUUGCCAGAGUCUGACACCAUCCGAAACUUCAGUGGCUGCAUCAGCAACGUUUUUGUGAGGCGGCUCGUGGGGCCGCAGCGCGUAUUUGACCUACAGGAGAACAUGGGUGGCGUCAGCGUGAGCUCAGGCUGUGCCCCAGUCCCUGGCACCCAGACCUGGAGGCAGGCACCACAAGGACUGCGGGCUGCAGCGGCUCGCAAGGCCUCCCGCCGCAGCCGGCAGCCCACCCAGGACCCUGCCUGCACACUACCCAGGCCCCUCAGGACCAUCCAAGAUGCCUACCAGUUUGGGGGGCCCCUGUCCAGUUAUCUGGAGUUCGCACACAUCCCAGCAGCCACCGGGGACUGGUCCCACCUCUGGAUGCUUGUCCGCCCUCGCACCCCCCGAGGGCUCCUGCUCUUCGCUGUGCCCCUGACAGCCAGCAGCCCCUCCCUGGCUCUCUUCCUGAGCCACGGACACUUCGUUGCUCAGACGGAGGGCCCUGGGCCCCGGCUCCGUGUCCAGAGCCGCCGGCGUUCACGGGCUGGCCGAUGGCACACGGUGUCUGUGCGAUGGCAGAAGACUCGGAUUCAGCUGGUGAUGGACGGCGUCCGUGCCCGGAGCCAGGAGGGGCCCAGCCAGCAGUACCAGGGCACAGAGGGCCCCCGGCCCCACACUCUUUUUGUGGGGGGCCUCCCUCCCAGUGGCCGCAGCCCCAGACUCCCAGUAGCCGUUAGCAGCUCCAGGUUCAGCGGUUGUGUGAAGAGACUGAAGUUGGACGGGCGGCCCCUGGGGGCCCCCACGCGGAUGGUGGGGGUCAUGCCAUGCUUCUCAGGCCCCCUGGAGAGGGGCCUGUUCUUUGCAGGAAGUGGGGGAGUCGUCACUUUAGACACCCUGGGGGCCACAUUGGCGGACGUGGGUCUGGAGCUGGAGGUGCGGCCCCACACAGCCGGCGGCCUUGUCUUCCACCUGGGCCAGAUCCAGGUGCCCCCCUACCUGCAGCUGCAGGUGUUGGAGAAGCAGGUCCUGCUGCGGGCGGAUGAUGGUGCAGGCGAGUUCUCCACGUUGGUGACACCCCCUGCGGCACUGUGUGAUGGGCAGUGGCACCGACUGGCAGUGACCAAAGGUGGGAAUGUGCUCCAGCUGGAAGUGGACACGCAGAGCAACCACACCCUGGGCCCUGCGCUGCUCACCCUGGCUGACACCCUGGCGCCUCUGCACCUUGGGGGCCUGCCAGAGCCCACAGACGCACAGGCUGGGCCCCCCACCAGGCUGCGCCCUCGGCUUCCAGCCUACCGUGGCUGCAUGAGGAACCUGGUGGUAAACCGGGCUCCCGUCACUCUGCCUCGCUCUGCCGGUGUCCAGGGGGCAGUGGGGGCCAGCGGCUGCCCAGCCACGUAGCACAGCUGCCUCUCUAGGACCCCAGCCACAGGCUCCAGCAGCCGUGCAGGACCCCCAGGCCUGGAGCCCACGGGCAGGCAGGGUCCUGCCUCUCAGAACCCCAGGCCCCUCCACACAGCUUGCUGAGGACACUGCCCUCAGCCCGUUUCAUAGAUGAAG